Messenger RNA from Bactrocera latifrons, 4533 nucleotides. Its product is annotated as chaoptin. NCBI's taxonomy places the organism in Eukaryota, Metazoa, Arthropoda, Insecta, Diptera, Tephritidae. The transcript has 7 exons. Gene Ontology annotation, cellular component: extracellular matrix. Gene Ontology annotation, molecular function: protein binding. The record is from RefSeq and is a predicted model, not a curated record. Bases 3 to 4271 code for a protein of 1422 amino acids.
ACAUGCGCAUUUGCAACGUUAUGGAGGCGUGUUUGGUGGCUAAUCAUUUAAUGAUGACACAUCAACGUCCACAAUUGCUCAUAAUCUCCAUCUCCUUGCUUUAUUGGUUCCGUCACACAGGCGAAUGUUGGAAAUUCGAUGGCGGCGGUCCCGGCAUACUCGACCCUGAUGCGCAUAACCCACCCGCUCUCAAUACGCCGACAUUUAUUGCCACCUACACACAUUUACGUGCACCACGUAGCGCGGCGGCGGUGUCAGCUGCGGCUAUGGCGGCACGUGGUCCACCGCCAGCUGUGCCGCCACCAAGUGGGAAUGGUGGCGUAAUGGCGGGUGGCAGCUUUUCGGCGCURCUAAAUGGCCAACAACAGGAUAUUUUGUAUGCGUGUCCGCUGAAUAGUAUGUGUCAGUGUGCCGGCUUGCCGAACGAGACGUCGACACUGAUCGAAAUCAAUUGCAACGAAGUGGCGCUGUAUAAAUUUCCAGAAUUCAUACACAGUUCCGUGCGUUAYAUUGAAAUGUCACGCACACAUCUGCAAAGUGUCGACGAUGAAACAUUUCAGGGACUCCGAUUGAAGACAUUGAAAUUGAUCGAUAACGAAUUGCAGGACAUUUCGGAGCGAAGUUUCAGUACAAUGACUCACUCACUCAUGACACUGGACAUCUCCGGCAACAAAAUGCAGCACAUACCGCUGGAGGCAUUGCAGAAAUUGCAUUCGUUAACGCGACUAGUGGCGCAGAGGAAUCACAUAACAACAUUGGAGGGCAACUGGGAGGCGCUCUUCGACACGCUACGCUCGUUACAUCUCUCCGGCAAUGACAUCACAGAGGUAUCACCGUUUGGCCUGCAUGAAAACGGCAACGGCUUGAACGGCGGCAACAGCGGCGCCAGCAGUCAUCCUUCCAGUUUGGCGGCCAUCACGCGCCAUGAUGAGCAAGCCACGACGAAAAGUGCACACAACAGUGCGCGAAAUACGCCGAAUGAACUCGGCAGCAUAGGGGGCCACACGUCGAGCACUAGUAACCACAUUGCGCCCAGUAAACCCUUCAGUCGGCUGCAGAAGUUGCUCUGGCUGGACCUGUCGAAUAAUCGCAUCUACCACAUAGCGCCCAACUUCCUGCCACGCUCACUGGUCACCAUCGAUCUCUCGAGCAAUCUGCUCACCGUAUUUCCACAACAACUCUUCGAGCAUCUACACGGCCUGCGCAUUGUGUCGCUACGUGACAAUCUGUUGCGUAGCGUGCAGACGAAAGAGCUGCGUCUGGUGCGCAUGCGUUUGGAAAAGCUCGAUUUGGGUAUGAAUUUGGUGGAGACGCUGGAAUCGGAUUGGUUUCAGAACAACUACUCGGAUGUGCAUGUGCGCGCCUUGAAUCUGGAGAAGAACUUCAUACGGCAGCUGCCACCGGCGGUGUUCAAGGGCACUGGUAUAGUGCACCUCGUGUUGGCAUUCAACGCCAUCGAGCGCAUACACGUGACCGCCUUUGAGGGCAUCACCGAGACGCUGGAGUACUUGGAUCUGGAACGCAAUGAGCUCAAUGCUGUGCCAGGCGCGAUCAGCACAUUGCAUAAACUGAAGUAUCUAUACCUCGCUUCGAAUAAUAUCUGUCAGUUAACUAAUCUGCCGGAGAAUACCGAGAAUCUGCGCGUGCUUAGCUUGAGCGGUAACAAUUUCACGAUGAUACCGGUGCUGGCAUUGCGCAACUACACACAGCUCUCAUACCUCAAUAUGGGCUAUAACCUAGUUUCGGACAUACCGGAGGGCAUUUUCGCCGUAGACAAUUGGGGCGCCAAUCUGCAGACGAUACUGCUGCGCAAUAAUAAAAUCACGCACUUGCAUUUGGGCUCUUUCUAUGGUUUGGAGCAAAUUCAGGAGAUCAGUUUGAGCUUCAACGAUAUUAAUAUACACCAUCCUUUGGUGUUUGAGAAUGUGUCACGCACUUUGAAGAUACUCGAACUCUCCUUUGCGGUCUUCCCAGCGCGCAGCAUGGAGUCCAUCGAUCCGCUUGAAGCGCUGCUGCCGCUCUCGCAGCUGAUGUGGCUUGGUUUGGACAAUAAUAACCUAAAGACGCUGUCAAAUGAAUCCUUUGCCUAUAUGCGUGAAUUGAGCUACAUCAAUUUGGCAUUCAAUCAGCUGAAACAGUUGCCGCGUGGACUCUUCCUACCCGACGUGCAUAGUCACCUAGUGGAGAUUGAUCUCUCGUACAAUGCUUUAGAUGUUAUCACACGCAAUACCUUCCACAGUCUGGGCGAUCUGCAGACGUUGAAUUUGCAGUCGAACAAGCUGAAACUGCUAGAGAAGCAUGCGUUCCACAACUUGGAGUUUCUGCGUUACAUCGAUUUGUCCUACAAUCAGUUGGCGAAUAUCUCGCACGGCGCAUUCACGGUGCUGCCCAACCUUGCUGCCUUGGAUUUGAUGCAUAAUAACCUUUGUACGCUCUCGCUAAAAAUGUUCCAUUUCGUCUCGAAUACCAGCACGCCGCUGCGUCUCAAUGUCACCUACAAUCAGAUUGCGCACUUUGAGGAUGAACUCAGCUCGUACAUGUAUAUCUAUAACCUGGAUAUUAGCCACAAUGUGAUCAGCAAAACCGAGAGCUUUGCGAACCUGGCGAAUACGCUGCGCUUCCUCAAUCUCGCACACAAUACAAUCGGCAGUUUGGCCAAUCACGCCUUCGGCGAUCUGGAAUUCCUUGAGAUACUCGAUCUCUCUUACAACAAUGUCACGACUUUGCGUCGACGCAGUUUUCAGGGCUUAAAUAGUCUGCAAGAGCUGGAUCUCGGCUACAAUGGACUCGAACAGUUACAAGUCGAGCAAUUCUCGAACUUACGCAAGCUGCGUAUACUACGCGUACGUGGCAAUCGUUUGCGUGCGCUGCCACGUGAAGUCUUCAUGAACACGCGACUCGAGUAUUUGGAUAUUUCAGAUAAUCAGUUAUCCGUGUGGCCAGUGCCGGCCUUCUCGGAUGUCGGCUUUACGCUGCGCAGCAUACAAAUGGCGCAGAAUAUGCUUGAGUACUUAGACUCCAGCAUGUUUGUGAACUCGCAAUUCCUCUACGAUAUCAAUCUGGCUUGCAAUCGCAUUACCGUGUUGCCGGAUAGCACUUUUACCUUCCUAAAUAAUCUCACCAAUUUAGAGCUCUCACAAAAUCCACUGGUAACCACCAACCUCAAAGAGGUGUUUCUGCAUACGCCACGUUUGCGUCGUCUGAAAAUACGCCGUAUGGGUCUCUAUGUGCUGCCACAACUCAGUCUGCCAUAUCUGUCAUAUCUCGAUGUCAGCGGCAAUUAUCUGCAAGAGCUCACCUCACUACAUGAGAUGCGUCAGUUGCGUCACGUGAAUGUCUCACAUAAUAAAAUCGUUAAUGCCAGCAGCGUUGCCGAACAUCUACCGACAUCGGUGCGUGUGCUCGAUCUGGCGCACAACCCAUUACGGCGCAUCACCGCGCACGACCUCGUCGCCUUGCGUCACCUCACCGAUCUCAAUCUGCUCGACGUGAAGGUGGUGAAUCCGACAGUGUUCAGUAAACUGCGCUCACUGCGCAAACUGCAUUUGACGUCACAUCAGAAUUUGGGUGAGCUCGUGGCGCGCAUACCGGGCCUACAGGAAUUACGCGUACACUGCGUGGAAACGAAUAUUGGUUCGCAGCUCUUCGCGAAGCUGCUGAACAAUACCAAAUUACAGCUGCUCGAGCUGUACGGCGGCAAUGUGCAGACAAUAGCGCCAGAUGCGCUCGAGGGCUUGGCACACAACCAACAUUUGUUGGUGAAAAUCUCACAUACUAAAAUUUCCGAUUUGCCGCCAGGCAUUUUUUAUACGCUACGCGCUGUGCCACAGCUGUCCAUCGAUAUAUCCAAUAACAAAAUCAAUGCGCUAGCGGCGGACAGCUUCUAUCCGAACAAGACCUAUUGGGAUACCGUGGGCACGCGCAGCAUCAUCGGCGGCUUGGACACGUCGAACAAUCCGCUCGAAUGUGAGUGUGGCUUGGUGUGGUUCGGCCAUUGGCUGCGGCGUUGGCUGCGCGAGUCGGCGCAAAUUAAAGUGAUACAGAAGGACGAGAUGAAACGCAUGGUGCAGUUACCGCUACCCGCACACGUUUUGCGCCGUGCGCGCUCGAACAUGUGUCACGAUCCCACCACGGGUCGUCGUCUGCCCAUACUGGAGAUAUUUCCCGAAGAUCUGCUGUGCCAAGCGAGCGCACUCAGCAGCUCGAGUGAACGUCUCUUUCUGCUCUCAUUUGCGGCGAUUGUCUUGCCGCUCUUCACAAUGUCACUUUGAUAAUUGGACGCCUAGAGUUGCUAAUGUAUAUAAAGUGCUAAAUUAAGAGUUGCCAUAUAAAACUAAAUAUAUUAUAUAAUAAUAAACUUUAAACUGGAAUGGUUCUUGCUUUAACUGUUGAAAGUGUAUGGAGUUUGGAAACUAAAAUAUUGUUAGCUUGAGAGAUAUGUAAAUUGCUGUAAAUUUACUGCGGUAAAGUGUUAAUUAUAUUACGUAAGCAAUGUAAAUUUGAUAGUUGUAAGUAAGAUAGCGUUAGACGAUG